Rhodamnia argentea is the source of this 818-nucleotide messenger RNA. Its product is annotated as dirigent protein 21-like. The transcript has a single exon. NCBI's taxonomy places the organism in Eukaryota, Viridiplantae, Streptophyta, Magnoliopsida, Myrtales, Myrtaceae. The coding region runs from base 151 to 723 and encodes 190 amino acids. The record is from RefSeq and is a predicted model, not a curated record.
UCCAGUCCAAACUCUUAUCUGCUGACUUGAAAAGUAGGACCUGAAAUUUCACCUAAGCACUAGCAUAGGCACUUCAAUUCAUCCUAUAAAAGCCCAUCCAAUGCCUUUCUUUUCCCUAUCAACUAGAGCUGAACAAUUUGAUCUACAGAAAUGGGGAAGAUAGCUCUUACUCUUUUGUUUCUUGUUGUUCACACGGCCAUGCCCUCCGCUCGGGCCAAGGCCGAUGACCCGAGAACGAUCAAGUCGUGGUACGAUGAGCUCCACCAAGCGAGGCCUAAGCUGACCCAGCUCCGCUUCUAUUUCCACGACACCCCCUCGGGAAAGAACCCCACUUCGGUCCAGGUCGCUCAUGCCCCGUUCACGAACCAAUCCGCCACCUUAUUCGGCCUCGUGAACGUCUUCGACGACCCCCUGACAGAAGGGCCCAAUCCGUCUUCAAAACCCGUGGGCCGAGCCCAGGGGCUGUACGCGUCUGCCGGGCUGGAAUCCCUAGGCCUGCUCAUGAACAUGAAUCUCGUCUUCACCGAUGAGAAGUACAAUGGGAGCACUCUGAGCAUCAUGGGCCGGAACGCGGCCAUGGAAGCCUACCGUGAGAUGCCGGUCGUCGGCGGGUCGGGUGUUUUCCGACUCGCCCGUGGAACAGCAACGGCGAGGACCCAUCAAUUUAAUGCCACCACCGGAGAUGCUGUGGUAGAGUAUAAUAUAAUAGCUAUGCACUAUUGAUUCGCAAGAGGCUGUCGUUAGUUCAUCUUAAUGCUCAGCGGCAUCGGUUCUCCAUUUUGUGGAGAUGGCCAAAACAUAGCCAAUGUGAUGAAUGA